This is a messenger RNA of Scatophagus argus, 3521 nucleotides long. It is a transcript of the gene degs1, whose product is annotated as delta(4)-desaturase, sphingolipid 1. Gene Ontology annotation, biological process: ceramide biosynthetic process. The transcript has 3 exons. Bases 168 to 1139 code for a protein of 323 amino acids. Gene Ontology annotation, cellular component: membrane. Gene Ontology annotation, molecular function: sphingolipid delta-4 desaturase activity. The record is from RefSeq and is a predicted model, not a curated record. NCBI's taxonomy places the organism in Eukaryota, Metazoa, Chordata, Actinopteri, Scatophagidae.
GAUAGGGGGCAGACUGAGCUGAGUGAUGUUCAGAGAGGUCACACGGGCGAGCUCGCAGAUUGCGCAGAGGAGAGGAGAAGAAUCAGAGAAGUUGUCUUUUUAAACGACCUUGUGGUAUUCGGAUAAUUGUUUGUUUAAGAAACUUGUUUGAAGUAGGAAUCGAAAAGAUGGGGAACCGGGUCGCCCGUGAAGACUACGAAUGGGUGUACACGGACCAGCCGCAUGCCGACAGGAGAAAAGAAAUUCUGGCGAAAUAUCCACAAAUCAAGUCGCUGAUGGGUCCUGACCCGAGGCUGAAAUGGGUUGUGUGCAUGAUGGUGGUUGUACAGUUUUUAGCUUUCUACCUUGUCAAAGACUUAAGCUGGAAAUGGGUUUUGUUUUGGACUUAUGCCUUUGGCAGUUGUAUCAACCAUUCAAUGACCCUUGCUAUUCAUGAGGUCUCCCACAACACUGCCUUUGGAAACAACAAGGCCAUGUGGAACCGCUACUUUGCCAUAUUUGCCAACCUGCCCAUUGGCCUGCCCUACUCUGCCUCCUUCAAACGCUAUCACCUGGACCACCACCGCUACCUGGGGGGAGACGGCAUAGAUGUAGACAUUCCCACUGAGUUUGAAGGGUGGUUCUUUUGCACACGUUUCCGCAAGUUUAUCUGGAUUAUUCUGCAGCCACUGUUUUAUGCCAUCCGGCCCCUGUGCAUCAACCCCAAACCAAUCACUCGGCUGGAGAUUACCAAUGUGGUCGUCCAGCUCACCUUUGACAUCCUGCUCUACUGGCUGUGGGGGGCCAAGCCUGUGGUCUAUAUGUUGGCUGGCUCCAUGCUGGGGAUGGGCUUGCACCCAAUCUCUGGUCACUUCAUAGCUGAGCACUACAUGUUCCUCAAGGGCCACGAGACCUACUCUUACUACGGCUCCCUCAACCUGCUCACCUUCAACGUGGGAUACCACAAUGAGCACCAUGACUUCCCCAGCAUCCCAGGACGCAGGCUACCCAUGGUAAAGAAAAUAGCACCAGAGUACUAUGAUGACCUGCCGCAGUACACGUCGUGGGUGAAGGUCCUGUACGACUUCAUCAUGGACGACGCACUGAGCCCAUACUCUCGCGUCAAGAGGAAGCUGAAGGGAGACGUCAAACAGGAAUAACUUCAGCAACAGCUUCUCAGGAACAAAGCUGUGGUGUCCAGCAGGACCGCAGCCCGGCUCACCAUCCUGUAAACUUAACUGCUUCUGCGUAUUAAUACAUUCUGCAUGUGAAACAAGGGUGGAGAUCAUGUACACGAGUUUAGAAGUGUGCUUUUUCUCCACAAGACAAAAUAGUUUCAGUUGUUGUUAACCAGAUCAGAAAAAACCAAGCCCAGCCAUGUUACAGAGAAAAUCUAAGAGUCUGGAGUUUGUUAAUGUGAUGUUAGGCGGGACCUCGGACUGGUUGCACAAAGACUUUGGCUUGAAUAUAAAGCAUACAUCCAAUUUUCUAUGGAUUCUGAUCAAAGUAAGACUACUGCCAUGAAAUUUGGUGCAGACAUUAUUUUUAGUCCAACACUGUUUUAAAACUAAAUGUCCACUGAAUGAGUCUUUAUUGCAUUCACUGCUGCCAUUCUAGCUGGUAUGCAGACCUGCAGCAGAUGUGUGAGUCCUGGAAGACGUCCUUCUCUAACACUUCCAGUGCUCAUACUGGAGACUUGGCAGAACCAGGAUGUGAUGCAGUCAUAACUACUGGAAGUCUCCAUUAGCUUCACCUGAACUUUGAAUGCUAGCCAAAAUAAACUUUACACCUACCAAACAUCGCGUGCAUGUGAGCUUGCUGAUGUUAACAUUUAGCACCACUGUAUAACUUCACAGACCUUGAUGCUUGUGCACUGUCAGAUAGAAUAGAAAUUAGGCAGACAGUUCCUUUUCCUGCUAUAGUAACAUGUUCCCUCGCGUUCUGUCUGUUGUGCCUUGUGAAAAUUUGUGCCUUAAAAAUACGUUUUACUAUAAACAUUCAUGAGUGAAGAAUCAACAAUAACUAUUUAAAUAUAGCAAUAGUAAGUCAUACACUCAGCCACGUUGUCCUCUGCUUUGUCGCUAGUCUUCAUUGUAGAGCUCAUCCAUCAAAAAAGAAAAUUAGUUGCUAUUUUGAAAAUUGGUUAACUGUUUCAGUCAUUUUUAUAGCCUCUAAAAUGUAAGAAUUUGCUGCUUUACUGUCAUUGAUGGCAGUAAAUCAAGAGGCUGGUUUAAAGAAGCAUUUUAAAGGCAUCACUUUGGUCUCUGGCAAACAGUUUCACAAUUUUAUCACAUUUUAUAGAGUAAAUUAAUUGACGUGUGAUGUAAUUGUGAAAAUAAUCAGAUUAAUCAAUAAUAAAAGUCAUAAUUAGUUGCAGCCCUACUUUAUUUUUUAAUUAAUUUUUAAAAUUUGCAUUACGCUGGUAAACUUUCCCACCUAUAGACCAGUCUAUGAUGUCUUUAUGCAACCAGUCCCAGAAAUUAGUCAUCAAGGUUGCUAUGCAGACAUUAAAGAUUGUAUAAAUAAGCUUCUCCUGUAUUGUGACAGUGCAAACCACGUCGGAGCUGUUACAGUUUGUAGUCUGCCACAGAGAUGUGUUGUGAACAAAUAACUGAACAUAGACGAUGCCCUCCUCCAUUUUGGACUCUUAAUAGUUGGAGGUCAACAACAUGAAAGCAGUUUUGUUAUUGGGCAGCAGCAUCACUCUGUUAAUCUGUGUGUGUGUGUGUGUGUGUGUGGACAUGGACCAAAGUUGAACCCUGAGUGAAUCCCCUCAUUAAGAUCCCUCUGUAUGAACUGAGUUUGUUGCAACAUGUUACGGUUAUGUGAGGGUUCACACGUAUUAGUUGCUUUAUGCUUUAAAUGUGGAAAUGAAAUUUUUCUUGCCCAUGAACCUUAGUUUCCUGCUGCUCUGCUUUUUAACUUGCAGCACUUUAAUGCACCAUGAUGUUAUACAAGCUGUUUCCAUUCAAACUCUGUGACUGUAACAGAGAAGAAAGGUCACGCUGAGGCCGUGUUGCAGGUGAGAUCCAAGUGUUUUACUCGUCCGUGCCUCACAGUCUUGUUUUCAGUUUGUGAUGGUGGUCUCAAUUUAAAUGUUAUGAAUUGAUUUACCCUGAUGAAAAAGUGUGUGCUAAGAAUUGACUUUUAACUUCUAAAACGUCAUGACGGCUUGGAUUUAGGAUUUAAAUUGGGAGACGCAGCUGCCUGGAACCGAAUGACAAUUGUUGCUAAUGAAUUGACUGAUUUAAGCAUUUUUAUAUUUAAUAGACUACCUUAAGGCCAAUAAUAUAAAUGAAAAAAUAAAAGACUUAUGUUAUUCGUGUCAGUGUAGUGGCCAUGGAGCAGCAUUCAGACCAGGGGCCACCAGCCAUGCUGUCCUCUCCUAGGAUUUUUGAAAUACAUUAUUGUUUCAAUCAAAAUCAGAAUGGUAAUCUGUGGUCUUGUCAUAUUAAUUUGUCUACAAAAGUUGUAAAUUCUGUUUUCAGAUUUUUGACAUUUAUAAACUGAGAACCACAAAUAAAAACAUUGCUUCAGCAAAA